CGCCAUUUUUGCCAAGGAAAAACAUGGCAGAGGGUAUGAACAGUGCUAGUACAAACAAUUGAUAUUUUCAUAACGUUUCGGACAGGCAAAGACUUAACUAGUUAUACAAUAUGCUGAUCAACGUGUCCAAGGCGGAACAAAAAGCGGGAAUGUUACUCGCAGACCCUUCUGCCGAGUCUGCUGUGUUCCCACGAGUGUCAACAGCGUAUGAAAACCAUUCCGAAAGGUUCUUGCUGAAAGAAAAGAACUUCACCAGACAAUUUGCUCAUUUAUACGCCGAGAGGUUGAGUACACUCAGAACACAGCUUGAACAAACAGCAUUAAGAAAAUGGGGUAAGGACACACCAAUUAAACAACUUUAUCAACUCCAAGCUGAUGAGAAGGUCGCUGUCAUAGGAACGCUCUUCAAACACAUGGAACUAAGACCAAGUAUACUCAAAGAGAUCAGUGAGGAGAAUGCCAUGCUACCUCAGCCAGCUCGUAGUAGAUAUACUGAUGACAAAGAUGAGUUGAUCCUUGAGGAUGAGUUACAAAGGAUACAGUUAAAGGGCUCUAUUGAUGUCCAGACCAUGGUCACAGGUAUAGUCAUAGCAGUGUAUGGCGUGGAACCUGAUGAAGAUCGAGGAAAGUUUCUAGUGGAAGACUAUUGUUUCCUUGACAUGGCUAGUUCUGUACCAAGGCCUGUGGUGGAACAUCCUGUGUAUGUUGCGAUGGUAUCAGGGUUGGACAUUGGUGGCAAGUCCAGCAAUUUGCUGAGUGUCCAGAUGUUAGUGGACGUACUGACCGGUCAGUUGGGGGAUGAGGGAGAACAGGAGACUUGUGCCAGUAUCAGCAGACUAAUUAUAGCUGGAAAUUCUCUCAGUCAGGAAACGCAAGACAAGGAACAAGUAAAACAAGCAAAAUAUCUGACCAAGAAAACAACUGCUGGUAGUGUUGAUGCUGUAAAAAGCCUAGAUGACAUUCUGGUGCAAUUAGCAUGCUCCAUGAGCAUUGACAUUAUGCCAGGGGAAUUUGAUCCGGCUAACCACAUCCUACCACAACAACCACUACAUCGCUGUAUGUUCCCCCAGGCGGCCAUGUUUCCAUCUACACACUGCGUCACCAACCCAUAUGAUUGCACCAUAGAAGGAAUAAGAUUCCUCGGCACAUCUGGUCAGAAUGUUACGGACAUCCAUCGCUACAGCACUCUGGAUGACCACUUGCAGAUAAUGGAGAAUUGUUUGACCUGGGGUCACCUGGCCCCCACUGCUCCGGACACAUUAGGUUGUUACCCCUAUUAUUCUAAUGACCCCUUCAUCAUAACGCAAAGCCCUCAUGUUUACUUCACCGGAAAUAUGCCCAAGUUUGAUACCAAGGUUGUCAAAGGUCCAGCAGGACAGGAAAUCACCCUGGUUACAAUCCCUCGUUUUAGCACCACAAACACCUGCGUCCUUUUAAAUCUCCGAACAUUGGAGUGUCAGCCAAUCAAAUUUGAAGCCUCGUUUCCAACAGCCAGUCAAGAAAGCCCCGAUGUUGACAAAUGAAUGUCCAAGCCAUAGCAGAAUUUCAUGGAAAAAAGGUCAUGGUUGUUAACAGUACAAGGUCAACGCUACAUUUAGGUCCAUUGUCAAGGUUGAAUGUAGCCGUUCAUCAGAAAAGCUGUGCUGUUGUUGAAGUGUUUUGGCAAACAGGGAUGGAAUCCUGUAUGGUCUUCUAGAAUUUCUAUCAAAAACUCUUCUAUAUACUACAAGAUAACAAAUGAAUGGUAGAAAAUGAAAGGAGUUCAUGAUAUUAAAGGUGUUUGUACUGGUCAUUUUGAAGAUUGGAAAUGAACAAGAAAUGAAAAAGAUCUGUAAUGGCUUCACCCUAAAGAAGAUAUGUACCAGAAAGCUAAAUUAUGUAAAUGAUGAAUUGAAUGAAUCGAUAUAUUCACUUUCUUCUAGUUAUUUACUAACAUUUUAGUGAUAAUGAUCAGUUACUUUGGAACAAAUUAUACAUGAAAUACUGUUUCACUCUUGUCACAAGACUAGCAACAGACUGACUGUUGUUUCAUAAAUAUUUUGUUCCUAUUUAAGUGAUUAUUAUCACUAAAACAUUAAUAAACAGAACUCUUUGGAACCAGGAAACAUGUAACGUAUAAUGACUUAUACUUGAUUUAUUGGUUCCGUUUUAUUAUUAUUAUUAUUAUUAUUAUUAUUAUUUUUAUUAUUAUUAUUAUUAUUUUUAUUUUUAUUAUUAUUUUAAUGUUAUGUAUGCUCAUCUCUACAGCCAAAGCACACCACUGCAGGUUCUGCAAAGGAUAUGAAGAUGUAAAUUUAUUGGGUGGGUAGAGAGGUGUCGGAUUAUUGAUAAAAAUGUAGAAAUAUCUUGUUACUUUUGUAAGAUUUUGCACCAGUAUGUUAUUUUACAAUCCUAAUGUAUGUUAGAACUUAAUGUAAUGUUGCAGUGCACAAGGGAUAUAUAUAUAUAUAUAGUUAUUACCACUUCUGCCAGGAAUAUUUUUGUUAGUUUGUCUGAUAGCAAAAGUAUGCAAACAGUAACAGACAGUUUUUGACGAAAUUUUCAGGAUAAGUCAGAAAUUGGCAGACAUAAAUGUGAUUACAUUUUGAUGAUGACCCUUUAAUUGUUUAAUUAAUUAAUGGUAAAUUAUUAGUCAAUUAUUUGUCUUGGUUGAGGUCUCCACUCUUUUAAUGCCUUUCUAGUUAUUACCAAUCUUAUUACAACGCUUUCAGCGAGUCGAUGUUACAUGGCUUUCUCACCCUGACAGACAUAAAAACCAAAUCAACUGUAUUACGGACAGAGUGCAGCCUGCACGACUAGACACUUUGGAAAAUUGGCUAUACAUUUGUUCUACAUUGCUCUGUUUAUUCAUUCACAUUUAUGCUCGUCUUCUGCUUCUGGUGACGAUAAUAGCCCAUUAUUGCCGCCAAAUCCUCUGGGAAUUGGUUGGGUUCGGGCAAUUCGCGUUUAUGUAUGGACUCAUUAAUCUAUGCGGUAGAGAUCGAGGUAGAUAAAAAAUGUACUUAUAUUGACUGGUUAUAAGACUGAGAAUGUUGUGCAGAUGCUGAAUACUGAUAAUACGUAAUUCUUCUGGUUUUCUCGCCCGAGAUGAGAAACUGUUGCUAUGUCAACUAAUACAGAAUCGACGCAGUUGUUUCCCGAUGUUAAAAGAUGGGAUCUCUUCCUUGGACUGUAACAUUUCUCCACUGUUAGUGAUAUAUUACAAUGAGCAACUCGAAGAAAGAUUGAAGCAUAUGUGCAAAAUCUCUGAUAGAGGGCACGUGCGUCUGCACGAGGGCGGGUUUAAUAAAA
Messenger RNA from Lingula anatina, 3291 nucleotides. RefSeq names its product DNA polymerase delta subunit 2. Gene Ontology annotation, molecular function: DNA binding. Gene Ontology annotation, biological process: DNA strand elongation involved in DNA replication; DNA replication. The record is from RefSeq and is a predicted model, not a curated record. Gene Ontology annotation, cellular component: delta DNA polymerase complex. Lineage: Eukaryota; Metazoa; Brachiopoda; Lingulata; Lingulida; Lingulidae.